Molecule: messenger RNA, 1558 nt
Organism: Nymphalis io (European peacock)
Lineage: Eukaryota; Metazoa; Arthropoda; Insecta; Lepidoptera; Nymphalidae
Product: keratin-associated protein 5-8-like
Exons: 4
Coding region: 180-875 (231 amino acids)
Source: RefSeq, a predicted model, not a curated record
UCAUUUUUGGCAUUUCAUUUUUGAUAUACACGUUACAAUAUAUUUGAAUAUUAACUAUAUUCAAUAAUCUAAUCAUUAUUAAAAUGUAAGAUAAGCAGAAUUCUGCUUCAGCAAACAUGGCAAAAGAAAAAAAGCUUCAUCUACCCUAACACCAUAAAAGGAGGUCGCCUAUUUCAGAAAUGGCGUGCUGUUGUAAGCCCGGUAGAUCCAAUAAAUCUUCAGUAAGUUGUUUGGGUCGUUGCGACCUACCGAAACAUCGAUGUUUAAGAAAAGUCGAAGUCAAACCGGGUCCCAUCCCGAAACAUAUGGGAUGGCUCUACACAGCAAAGGAUGCACCAGAACAUCAGUUGCGCUGCGGCUGGCGACCUGGACACAUAUCCUGCCAAGUUCUCAAAAGAAUUGAACAACAUAAUUGCAUGAAAUCAAGUGACUGUCCAUCGUGUCCUUCAAGUUGUUCCCGAACGCCAUGUUCCAAGCCUUGUUGUAUGCCGCCAAAAUGUAUAGCGGUUUGCCCCUCAUCUACAUCAUGUUGCAAAGCUCCUGCCUGUAGCACACAACCCUUAAUUAGGAUCAUAAGACAUGGAGGGCAAUACAGUAUUUGCACUAAGCCUUCGAAUGUCAGCAAUGCUCCUUCAGGACCAUAUCCACUAAAGUAUGUCUUAAAUACAGACGACAAUGACAAUUUAACGACCGCAGCGAAAUUCAGUGUGGAAGCAAAGUUCAACGAUUACCAUUUUGAUUACACAAGUUCCCAGUCCUCAUUCGUUUUAGACUUUACUCCUCCAGAACAGAGAUGUCCAAAGCCAUGCACAAAAAAGAGUGUGUUAUGUAUGACAUGUCGGACAGAGAGUAAAGCCUCAUAUAAAAAGACUUGAGAAACAUUCUAGAAAUGUAAUUGAAUUAUCAACAAUUUAUUGUCUUAUAUAAGAUUAAUAGUAUUUUCCUUUUUUAUAUUUAUUUUAAAUGAACUUCAGUUGCACACUAGUUGAUUUCAACAAUUAUUAUUAUAAAGUAAUAAACUUUUGAAUAUGACUUUGUCCUAAUCAAAUUACCUAUGACCCUAAUAAAUAAUUAUUACAGACUACAAUAGAAAUAUUUUUAUUUCAAGGAUUUGGAGGAAAAAAUAUCCUGAAGUUAAGGUUUUGUAGAUGUAAUAUACUGCAUCUCAUAUGCCAAGCUAACGUAACGUAAAUAAAUUAAAAAAACUACUGCUGGGCAAAGCCUAGAGUUUUGAAAAGUUUUGAACCUUAUUCCAACAUUCCUCCAUCGCGCAAUUUGUUGAUACAAUGGUGGCAGGAUCAAAUAUAUUAAGAUGAACCCAUAGACAUUUUACUGCUUUGCUUUAGCAUAUUCUUCAAACUUUCCUAAUUUGAAUCCUAAAGAUCAAUAGGGUGAAAUAUUUUCCCUAUUCAGUGAUUUAAGAUUUAAAAAUAAUUUAGAAUUGGUUUUCGCGCGCUUUAGUGAUUGAUGUUAACAAAAAUAUUCAAUAUCUACGCUUCCAACAUAUAGAAACGUAAAUAAAAACUCAUACAGUUUAUUUCGGCAACUGAAACAUGUC